ACGUCUGGCCUCAAGGAGCAGGAAGCAGAAGAAGCGAGCUAAAGCUGAGAGGCGGAGUCUGACGCUGAACUUAGAGAAGACAUGGCUGCUCAGUCGAUGCUCGUCUCCGGCAGGGCCGCCGGCCAAGUUCUCGACUUGAAAAGGGAGCCAUUGGUCCAAUUCCGCACCCACCUCCGCCGGGUGGCCCUCCGUCCUCCUAAGUUCUCGGAGUUGAUCAACCUUCCUAGUGGCUUGCUCCCUCCUAGCUCUUCCGCGGCCGCCUCAAGAUGCUCCCCUCUCGCCAUCUUCAAAUCCAAGGCCAAGGCUGCACCUGUCAAGAAGGUGGAGAAGGAGAAGACCAAAGUGGAAGAUGGUAUCUUCGGCACAUCCGGGGGAAUCGGCUUCACCAAGGAAAACGAGCUCUUCGUUGGUCGUGUUGCUAUGAUUGGUUUCGCGGCUUCUAUACUGGGAGAAGGACUGACAGGCAAAGGAAUACUGGCUCAAUUCAACUUAGAAACUGGAAUUCCAAUCUAUGAAGCAGAGCCUCUGCUCCUCUUCUUCAUCCUUUUCACCCUCUUGGGAGCAAUCGGUGCGCUGGGUGACAGGGGCCGCUUCGUCGACGACCCUCCUACCGGCCUCGAGGGCGCAGUAAUCCGACCAGGCAAGGGCAUCAGAGGAGCUCUCGGACUUAAUGAGGGAGGUCCUCUGUUUGGAUUCACCAAGGCAAACGAGCUCUUUGUUGGGAGAAUGGCUCAGCUUGGGAUCGCUUUCUCCAUCAUCGGAGAGAUUGUUACAGGAAAGGGGGCUCUCGCUCAGUUGAACAUCGAGACAGGCGUGCCCAUUAAUGAGCUUGAGCCGCUGGUUAUCUUCAACGUGAUUUUCUUCUUCAUUGCAGCAUUGAAUCCUGGAACCGGCAAAUUUCUCACCGACGAGGAAGAAGACUGAAAAUGUUUUGUCACAGGUGAUGGUCGAAAGUGCCUGUUUUAAAUGGUCACACUUGCUUCUUGUGUACAAAUUUUGAAUUGGGGAAGAGAGUGGGGAAAGUGACUGGAUGAUAGGUGGAGAGGGAGUUAUUCUUGCUGUAAAAACCAUGGAGGCAUCUGAUGCCAUUGAUCUAUGAACUCGCAAAAGAAAUCUGCUACUUUGUUCAAAAUGGUCACAUGCAAUAGAUCAAGAAACCUGUUUGCAUCCCA
Molecule: messenger RNA, 1172 nt
Organism: Nymphaea colorata (pocket water lily)
Lineage: Eukaryota; Viridiplantae; Streptophyta; Magnoliopsida; Nymphaeales; Nymphaeaceae
Product: photosystem II 22 kDa protein 2, chloroplastic
Exons: 4
Coding region: 82-924 (280 amino acids)
Source: RefSeq, a predicted model, not a curated record